UCAUGUCUGGUGCGGUCCCAGUCCCACCAAUAUUAUCUUCCCCUUCGGGUGCUGCGGCAUGGUGUUUACGAUGAAGGUCCUCCUGUAUUUACACUUCUAAAUUUCAUAAUAACUCAUGCACCUUUUGUUAACUUUGUCGUUGUAAAUUGUAACUUGAGUAAUCAUGGGAACGGAGACCGAAAUGAACGGCGCUGAUUUAAAACCGGGCUUCUGUCCAACCGAUGGAGAAAUUGAAAGGUGGAUGGCCAGUGCUUUUGACAUGGCCAAGGAUGCUCUGGAGAACAGAGAGGUUCCCGUCGGCUGCCUCAUGGUCUACAACAACCAGGUCGUGGGAAAGGGCAGAAACGAGGUCAACGAGACCAAAAAUGCCACCCGUCAUGCUGAGAUGGUGGCCCUGGACCAGGUGCUGGAGUGGUGUCGGCAUGGCGACGUGGAUCCCCAGAGUGUGUGCAUGAGGACGGUCCUCUACGUCACGGUGGAGCCCUGCAUCAUGUGUGCGGCUGCCCUGCGCCUGCUUCACAUCCCGGUGGUGGUGUAUGGCUGUGGCAACGAGCGGUUCGGAGGCUGUGGCUCGGUGCUGGACGUCUCGGCUGCACAGCUCCCUCACACUGGGACCGCCUUCAAGUGUGUAGCAGGCUACAGGGCACAGGAGGCGGUUGAGAUGCUGAAGGCCUUUUACAAACAGGAGAACCCAAACGCCCCUAAACCCAAAGCAAGGAAGGAUUAAAGGCUCCCCAGGAACAUCUCAUUGACUUUUAAUCGUAAUAAUUUGUAUUUUUAUAUAUGUAUAGAAAUAUAUCAUUUGUAUAUUUCAAUUAAAUGUGAUGGUUGAAACAGC
This is a messenger RNA of Gadus chalcogrammus (walleye pollock), 838 nucleotides long. RefSeq names its product adenosine deaminase tRNA specific 2 (gene adat2). Gene Ontology annotation, molecular function: tRNA-specific adenosine-34 deaminase activity; zinc ion binding. Lineage: Eukaryota; Metazoa; Chordata; Actinopteri; Gadiformes; Gadidae. Gene Ontology annotation, biological process: tRNA wobble adenosine to inosine editing. The transcript has 6 exons. The coding region runs from base 164 to 727 and encodes 187 amino acids. Gene Ontology annotation, cellular component: cytoplasm; nucleus. The record is from RefSeq and is a predicted model, not a curated record.